AUGCAAACCUUUUGUGAUUAAAAUGAAAUUUGUUAAAUUUGCUUGGAAAUUUAAAAAUAACCUUCCCAAAUCAUAAGCUGUCAACAUUAGUUUUGCAUGUAGUGUUUAAAGGAAUAUUUUUAACAAAAAAUUGAUGAUAAAAAUAUUGAUGAGUUUACUUGUCCACUUUGUUCGAGCAAUGUUGAUGAAAAGUUUAUUUUUGAAAUAAUUGAUAAACCUCAUCAAGAAAGAUAUUAGGAAUAUCAAAACGAAAAAUUUUAAUAUUAAAACGAGAGAAGGGAGAUGAUAAAGUUUUAUAUUAAAAACAAAAAAACCCUUAGUUUAUGUAGAUGUCCUUGGUGUGAAUAAAUCUUUUAUAAAGCUGAUAGUGGAUGUAAUUACAUAAGAUGCCAUUCAGUUGAAUGUUAGGGAAAGAAAACAUUUUGUUCUUAAUGCGAUGUCGGUUUAACUGAUUUUGAUCAUGAUAAGCAUUAUGAAAAUAAUAAUCCAUUCAAAGGGAAAUGUAGAAUAUUAAGAGAUGGUGUUUGGGUGGAUAAAUCUACAGUAUUUAAUUAAAUUCUAUGA
Paramecium sonneborni is the source of this 564-nucleotide messenger RNA. The record is from the annotation of a GenBank genome assembly. NCBI's taxonomy places the organism in Eukaryota, Ciliophora, Oligohymenophorea, Peniculida, Parameciidae.